UUUAUUUUAGCUGUUUGUCUCCCUGGAAACAAGAGGCAGGCUUGACUAUAUUAGUCCCCCAAGCAUAGCAUGGAUUCAGAACGCACUGAGCGCUAUAUUAAAACGCCCAUAAAAGCGCAACUGGCAAGAAGUUUAGUCCUUCAGCUUCGCACACCUACAAGAGUGGCUGCCAGCAAGGGCUUUCCUUCAGAGAAAAGGCAGCUGUCUGAAAGGCACUCCAGCGCCAUACAAAGUCGGAAUCUGUUUGCUGCGAAAGGAAAUAAACUUGGAGCUUUAACGGUACCGUUUUAAAAAAACUUGAUGGCAGGCAGAAGCCCAGCAUCUGUGAAUGGGACUUGGGCUGAGCUGAAGGACUGCAAAGAGGAGAGUCACUGUGCAAAAGAUCUGCUAUGAUGGAAACAAUUUCUUAGAAGAAAAGUUGACUUCCAAACAGAAGCCAUCUGUCUCCUCCUGGCUAAGCCUUUCUCCAUCGUCUCCUCCCUAAUCAGGGCAUGCAACUUGCUUCCAAGAUGAACAGAACAUUGCCCCAGCUAAACUCUUCAGGAAGCAGCGAGAGCAGCUGUUGGCAUCUGGUGUCUAUCCUCAUUCCUCUAGCGUAUUCUCUGAUUUUCCUGGUAGGCACGGUGGGCAACUCUCUGGUGCUGGCAGUGCUGCUGAGGAACAGGCAAGUCAACAACACCACCAACCUCUUCAUCCUCAAUCUGGGAGUGGCCGACCUGUGCUUUAUAGUCUUCUGCGUGCCCUUCCAGGCCACCAUCUACACCCUGGAUGACUGGAUCUUUGGGCCACUCAUGUGCAAAGCAGUGCACUUCUUCAUUUACCUGACCAUGUAUGCCAGCAGCUUCACCCUCACAACUGUAUCCCUAGACAGGUAUCUGGCCAUAAGGUACCCUUUGCAUUCAAGAGAACUGCGAACCCCCAGGAAUGCCCUCACCGCCAUUUGUCUCAUCUGGGGCCUUUCCUUCAUCUUCUCUGGACCUUACAUCAGUUACUACCAGGAGUUUCAGGUGGCCAAUGUUACUGUCUGCCAUCCCAUCUGGAAAGUCUCUCAGCGCAAAGUUAUGGACCUCUGCACUUUUGCCUUCAGUUAUGUCAUUCCUGUCCUGAUUCUGAGCCUCACCUACGUGAGGACCAUCCGUUACCUCUGGACGUCGGUGGACCCCAUUAAAGACAUGUCUGAUUCCAAGAAGGGCAAGCGCAAGGUCACGCGGAUGAUCAUCAUUGUGGCUGUUCUCUUCUGCCUUUGCUGGCUGCCCCAUCACUUGGUCAUCCUCUGCUUUUGGUUUGGCUACUUCCCACUGAACAAUGCGACCUAUGUGCUCAGAAUCCUCUCCCACCUGAUUUCAUACGCCAACUCAUGUGUCAACCCCAUCGUCUACGCUCUGGUAUCCAAACAUUUCCGUAAGGGAUUCAAGAAGAUCUUCAGUUGCCUCUUGCACAAAAGAGUGACCAACAAGGUUCAUGUGGCACAGGUGACUCACACAGUGAGCAUCUUGGAAGCGGAUCUGACAGAGGUGAUACACGUCAGUGAGCCCACGCAUGCCAGGGCCUCCAGCUGCUGUCAAAUCCCCAUCCAGACAUGGGGUGAGGCAGAGCAGCUGAGUCGCCAAGAGAGAGUCACCAACCCUUUCAUCACUGUCAAUGUCACUUAGAAAAGUGCCUUUUCUCUAGGCUCUAACCAAAGGAUGAAUUCCUUGGCAACUGAAGGAUGUAAGGUUUUAAGAACAGAAGAUAGUGGCUGAAAACACAAGAACCAGCAGAUGGCUCCAGCCAAUGAUAUUUGAUUGUUCAUCGCUCCCUUCUCCACCAGAAGCCAUUGCACUAUCAGAGACUCAGCAAAGCAAAGCUCACAGUAUACUGAGCAUGAAGUAGUGCUACAUGCAGAGAACAGCACUGGAAGGUGUCUUCAUUUCAUUUUGCACAUUUUUAAAGUGGCUUCAGUUAUUGGUUUGUUUUCAUUGUUGUGCAUUUUGUGUUCUCAUUUUGUAUUUUUAUGCUGUGAACUGCCCUGUGAUCUUCGGAGGAAGGGCAUUAUACAAAUUUGAUAAGUAAAUAAAUGAAUUCAAAUAAAACUCCGUUGAAGAGAUUAGCUGAUCAAGCAAUUAUUGUACUGGGAAUCUGGACUCACCAGUGUAUUACAGGGGCCUGGGGAAUGGGGUUCUAUAGCCUAAAGGAAGAAGAGAAGGAUUACUACAUCAGAAAAUGAGACUGGCUGGUUGAUUGUGUCAAGGACUUUGGACUUUGAGUAGGAAACCUCUGGAAUCUGUUACAAGGGUAAACCAUGAUCUCUCUGUGCUCAAGUCACAAAGCCCCCUUCAGGAGGAGUAGAGUUUAGUCCCUUCACUGCCAGCAAAUAUGAAUCUUAUAAAGUCUGUCUGUCUGUCCCUCCCUCUCUCUCUCUCUCUCUCUCUCUCUGUGUGUGUGUGUGUGUACAUACUGCACGUACUACAGAUUCUAACUUCCAUCCUUCAGUGUAGAGAUGGGAAAUCUGUGGUCCCUGAUCAGGGCUUUUCCCCCCAGCCAGAACUCACCGGAACUGAGUUCCGAUACCUCUCAGGUGGCCAUUCUAAAAGAACAAGGGAAGUGUUCAUGGUAAGUUCUGGCACCUCUUUUUCUAGAAAAAUAGCACUGCUCUAGAUGAUGUUGCGUUUCAGUUCCCAUCAACCCCAGGCAACAUGGCUAAUGGCCGGAGAUGAUAGGAGCUGGAGUCCAGGAACAUGUGGAGAGCCACAGGUUCCCCAUCUCUGAUCUUGGGCACCCAGAGUGGGCCGUACACUCUCCAGAUCUAGAUUUGAGUCCAACAACUCAUGGUUCCAACUGCCUUUGAU
Podarcis raffonei (Aeolian wall lizard) is the source of this 2828-nucleotide messenger RNA. RefSeq names its product galanin receptor 2 (gene GALR2). Gene Ontology annotation, cellular component: membrane. Gene Ontology annotation, biological process: G protein-coupled receptor signaling pathway. Gene Ontology annotation, molecular function: G protein-coupled receptor activity. The record is from RefSeq and is a predicted model, not a curated record. The transcript has 2 exons. NCBI's taxonomy places the organism in Eukaryota, Metazoa, Chordata, Lepidosauria, Squamata, Lacertidae. Bases 492 to 1652 code for a protein of 386 amino acids.